Messenger RNA from Dermacentor andersoni, 4092 nucleotides. Its product is annotated as vasopressin V1a receptor-like. The record is from RefSeq and is a predicted model, not a curated record. NCBI's taxonomy places the organism in Eukaryota, Metazoa, Arthropoda, Arachnida, Ixodida, Ixodidae. Gene Ontology annotation, cellular component: plasma membrane. Gene Ontology annotation, molecular function: G protein-coupled receptor activity; peptide binding. Gene Ontology annotation, biological process: cellular response to hormone stimulus; G protein-coupled receptor signaling pathway.
UUAGGGUCGCAACUUUGUAACCUGGGAGCGAUCCACGACACACCUUUUACCAUUCUUGAGGUGUAGCCUUGCCAUUUUCGAUGAUCUGCCACUUGAUAGUGGUUUAGUACGUUUUCGGGGGCACCGCAUAUAUACCAUCUGUGUACUUAAGAAGCGGAAAUUUCUUUUACCUGCAUUCCCUGAUGAUGGCAAGACCCCCGUGGGAACGUAGGAAUAAUAACGAUAACAAUAAAAAAGCUUUUGUUUUGUGAUUCCUGUCGUCCAAGCAUUUUAUAUCGCCGGAUCCAAGGGCAAGUCUGAAUGUAAAUGCGUGCGCGCAUCCUCGGACAAAGGUACACGUCGUAAAUGCGCGAGAAAGAUAAAAAAAGAAAAAAGGAAGACCCAGGUCGGCCACGUCAAGCGAAGAGGCAGUAUAGGGAGAGAGAGAGGACAUCGCACAACGAAAACAAGGAAGCCUACACUCUGAAAGGAAAGAAUUGGGAGAGCGAACAGGUCCGAAGGGGAUGAGCAGGAGGAGGCGUGGGACGGUGCGCCGGGAAGACGGGAGGGGGGCGCCGUGCGCAUGCGCGACCGAGGCGCGAGGCCGGCGCGUGCGACCGACCGCGGGUCACGCGCGCCUUUUUUACCCGGCCGCUGGCUACUGACGGCCGCGGACGCGGCGCCGACGCCUUCAGUCGCCGGAGGCACGCUGCCCGAAAAGGAGGAAAGGAAAAAGUUGUUGGCCAACGUCGGCAGGGUCGACGUCGCCACCGAUCGGUCACGACGGAGAAGGACAGCGUCGCCGAGUCACCACGACGGCAGCGUCGCCUGUUGGGUUGCUAGCGUAAGCUUCAAUACGCCCUAAAAUCGGUUACCAGCAGAGGCCUCAGGAAAAUCAAGCGACUGAGACAUGAAAGCCGGCUUUCCGUCAAGAGCAUCGUAUGAAGCUGCCGUGGAUUCCUAUUGCUCCCUCUCUGGUUUUCAUCGCAUUCACGUACGACUUGCAGGCCACGACUAAAAAGGAAGGUCUCAGUUGCUGAUAGUGUCGCAAGAGGACCAAGCGGCAAGAAAGUGAAGCUACCAGCGAGGAUUUAUAUAACCGCCAAGGAACUCAAGAUCUGCUCUUCGGCAACGCAGCCCCUCGUCAUUAUUGUGGCCCACCUCGAUGGUGAUGGGGCGAGACCGACACCCAUGCUGGGCAACAGCGCCGACGUUACCACGGUGUUGUCCGAACUCGACGCUCUCUCCGGCUCCGACAACGAGACGGCGUCGGAAGCGCCGGUCACCGCCGAAGAUCUGUUCGGCCCACUUUACGCCAAGACGCUGCGGAUCGCGCUGCUCAGCGUCAUGCUCGCGCUGUCGCUCCUGGGCAACUCGAUCGUGUGUCACAGGCUCCUGACGUCUCGCCGACACCGCAUGUUCAAGGCACAGGUGCUUUUCCUGAACCUAGCCUUCGCCGACCUGCUCGUCACUCUGGUGACCAUGAGCUCGCAGUUGGUGUGGGAGGUCGUGGGCCGCGUCUGGGUCGCUGGAGACGCCGCGUGCCGCCUGUUCAAGGUGCUGCAGACGUUUGCGCUGGUCUCCUCCACCUACAUGCUGGUCGGCAUCGCGGUGGACCGCCACUGCGCCAUCUGCAAGCCGCUGGCGCCGGCGCCCAGGCCUCGCUCGCUGGUUGCAGCCUGCUGGCUUCUGUCGCUCGUUCCGUCCCUACCCAACAUGUUCAUGUUCCGGCUCGUCGUGAUCCGGGACGAGUGCUACUGUGCCUCAGUGUUCUACAUCUACCAGGACUCCGUGGUAUCGCGCCAGGCCUACAUGGCGUUCGUCUUCACGCUUGUGUUCAUAUUGCCACUGGUGGCCCUAGUGACACUGUACUCGUGCAUCCUGUAUAGGAUGUGGAAGAUGAGCAGCACCGCCACAUCCCGGCAGCCAGGGGACGCUGUUUCGUCGUCCUGUGAGCGUGCCGAAAGCGCAAGGACCACUCUGCCUAAGGCGCGCCUGCGAACUCUCAAGAUGGCGAUAAUUAUAUUUGUGGCAUUUAUCGUGACGAACCUUCCGUACAUGGUGCAGGAAAUGUUGCUGGCCUUCGCGGAAAACGUCUCGCUCGGGCCCCAUGUGGUCGCCGUGUUUGGCGUCGUCUCAGCCUCGAACAGCGCCGUCAACCCGUACGUCUUUCUGGCCUUCAAUGGCGGUGCCGCGGCCUUCGGAUGUGACGCCCACGUGCGCGUCCUGUGGCGCCGCCUGGCGUGCUCUUCGGGCUCGAGGCGAACCACUGCCACUUUCCGCACCGCCUGGUCGACUCUGCAGACUCGGAACAGGAGGCGCUCGCCAACGGUGAAAAUGUUUCCUUCUCCCGACAACUUCGAGUGUGGCGAAGCGCAGAAGAAACACCCAGAAACACCCAGGCUGGCAUCGCUGGGAGACUGCCUUUAGCUGCAUGUUCGUAGUAUAUAUACAAUUUCAUUCCUUGGGACGAGUUGCAGGCAUAGCAGGCAGUUAUGACGCCUCUUGUUACGAGCUUGACUGCUCAUGGAUACAUCGUCAAGUGUAUCUCUUAUUGUGGGAUUCAGCGCACCAACGGGCCAACAUGCACAUUGAUUGCAUAAUGAGAUGCAAUAGCUGGUAUUGUGAGAGAUAUUCAGCCUUACUCCGCAGUCUUGUUAGUUAUCGCAAGAUUUCCGUGCUAGUUAUUGUCAUGGCUGUGAAUUUGCAAGCACAAAGAUCAAAGGUGAAGCUUUGAUAGAAAUGUAUCUGGCCGACAAGAAAUACGUGAACGAAUUUUAAUGAGGUUCCGCAAAUUUUUCGUUUACAGUUCCAAAUAAUUCGCGGCUUCGCGUUUCAUUCAAAUUUUGGUCUGUAACAUCUAUCGAUAUAUUAUUGUUUAGCGCUUAUGCUAAUGGCACAACGACAUAGAUAUCUGAACUGUUUCUGUGAUUCCUCUAUAGCUAAGUCACAAGAACACAACGUCGCUGAGGAAAUCUCGAGAUAUAAUUUCGAAAGACACAAAUAUCGGGUGUCUGGGUAAGUUUGGAGAUCCACAGGAAAUUUUUCAGUGCUAUAUUUUGCCUGUAGCAAGUCAAUAAGAUGAAGGGGCGUCAGUAGAAGCCACGUAACGACAUCAAAGUCGGUAGCUCAGAGCCUGAAACGUAAACCAGAGUCACCUGUUUCUCAGACGAUAGUAUGUAGUUUUUAUGCUACACCAAUGCAAACAUCACCAGACUCAAAUCUCCGUAUCUGGAUGUUAAAAUUAAACUUAAUUAAUAUUUGUGGUUUUACGUAGCAAGAGCACGAUCUGAAUAUGAGGCACGCCAUAGUCAGGGACUCCGGAAUAAUUUGGACCAGCUGGGGUUCUUUAACGUGCACCUAAAUCUAAGUAUGCAUGGGUGUUUUUGGAUUGUACCCCCAUCGAAAUGUGGCCGCCGCGUCCUCGUGGUGUCCGGGAGUGUCUGCCUACUCGCCGCCUUGUUUUUCUGAGCAACAAUGCCGCAUGGAGGUAGUGUUUGUAGCCAAUGUAGUAAGGUAUCAAUUUGGGCUAGUUGGAAUGUAUGCAUACUUUAAAUCAGCGCGGAUAACGGCGGGAACACGAUAGGAGGGACUAUGCACGUCCGGUGCCUUUAUUUUUGUGGUAACGUCCUUUCUUUUUUUCUUUUUUUAGCACACUUAAAGUAUUCACGGUAACGUUUCACUACGCUUAAACAUAAAUCUACAAAGGCUGUUGUCGCAGCUUUCUUUUCAUUUGAGUACGACUACAUCAAAGUUUUGAAGAGACACAGAAUACUCGGUGUUUCAGAAUACACCAGCCAUUUCCUGCGACACUGUUCAAAGAAAAUGCCCUUUUGCGAGAUAGGAGAGGUUGUUAUUGUUAUGUACCGAUUAAUGUUUUGAGGUACCAAGAAAAAUCGUAUAUUUAAUGACCUUUGCCGGCGUGUUUUUAUUGGCGUGUUUUCGUGUUCUUUCUAGAUGUUCCUGUUAACUGCCUUCUUCGCUUCCAUACUAUCAAUGGCAGCGACUGGGCGUUAUGCAGAUUACUAUAUAUACUGCUCAUUAUUUUAGUACGGGCAGUGAAAUCUGUUGUACACGUAUUUUACGAAUAAAAAAAGUUUUGUAGUCUCGUUA